CUCGCUCCUUCUCCGCAGUCGCUCGUUGGAUAAAACAGUGAUGUCAGAUAUCACCAAGGCCUUUCUAGACACUUAAGGACGACAACAAGCAGCCCGGCUCAGUCACCACUUGUUAGCCAUGGCCGCUGUCGAAACAUCGCAGCCGCCACCGGCGCCCGCAGACCCUCCGAAAGAGCCCGCCUUCCCGCUCCCGAGAAUCCUCACCCUGCCCUCGUCAACAGUGCCCGAACUCAUCACACAGGGCGCCGAGGGCCGCUUGUACAAGUCGACAUACCUCCUCCCGACCCUUCCCUGCGCGCUCAAACACAGGCCGUCCAAGCCAUGGCGGCAUCCCGUCCUAGAUGCCCGGCUUACGCGCCACCGCAUCCUCUCCGAGGCGCGCAUUCUCAUCAAGUGUCGGCGUGAGGGCGUUCCGGUUCCCGCCGUCUACGCCGUCGAGAUCUCGGACGAGCUCGCAGCGUCCGCCAUCGCCACGGGCAAAUCGGCCCCAGCAGCAGCAGCAAUCACAAUCAUACCCACACAGCCUGCGCCACAAGCGCAGCCAGGCGCCCACGCCACGGGCGGUGGCUGUCUCACGCUGGAAUGGAUCGAAGGCGAGCCCGUCCGGAAGCCGAUAAACGAGUUCCUCAAACGGCGCCGCGACGCCGAGCGAAAAGCGGGACGGGCUGGCGACGCACCUGUGACGGGCGACCUACCCGAGGACGCCGACUUGGUCGACGUGAUGCGCCGGAUCGGCUCUGCGGUCGGCCGGCUGCACCGAGUUGGUGUGAUACACGGCGACCUGACGACGAGCAAUAUGAUGCUGCGCCAUUCUCGGAACACAUCCACGACGUCCAGCAACAGCAACAAUAACAAGCGGAAACACGGAGAUGAUACAAGCGCGGAUUCAGCUCCUACCACCACCAACACCGCCGCGGGCGCCGGCCCCGAAGACUCAGCCACAUCCAUCUUGGACGGCGAGAUUGUAAUCAUCGACUUUGGCCUUGCCACUCAGGGCUCCGCCGACGAGGAUCGCGCGGUAGAUCUGUACGUUCUAGAGCGGGCUUUUGCGAGCACCCAUCCCCGCGCCGAAGGGCUGUUUCGGGUCGUCUUGGAGGCGUACGGAAAGGAGUUCAAGGGCGCCGGAGUGGUUCUCAAGAAGCUCGAGGAUGUCAGGAUGCGUGGGAGGAAGAGAAGCAUGAUUGGCUAGCUUGAGGGGGGCCCCUGGCCUGGUUUACAAAGGUACCAAAAGCACAACAGCGAUAUUGAAUGCGACCACGACGAUCUGGACACAGGUCGAUGCCCAUUGGCAAGGAAUGGGCCAGCACCUAAUCGCUGCCCGGCAUGAUAUGGUCCAAUGUGUUUGUUGCUGUUUUCAGGGCGAUGCUGGUGC
Molecule: messenger RNA, 1372 nt
Organism: Microdochium trichocladiopsis
Lineage: Eukaryota; Fungi; Ascomycota; Sordariomycetes; Xylariales; Microdochiaceae
Product: kinase-like domain-containing protein
Exons: 1
Coding region: 119-1189 (356 amino acids)
Biological process (GO): protein phosphorylation
Cellular component (GO): nucleus; cytosol; EKC/KEOPS complex
Molecular function (GO): ATP binding; protein serine/threonine kinase activity
Source: RefSeq, a predicted model, not a curated record